Molecule: messenger RNA, 2253 nt
Organism: Cyphellophora europaea CBS 101466
Lineage: Eukaryota; Fungi; Ascomycota; Eurotiomycetes; Chaetothyriales; Cyphellophoraceae
Product: catalase-peroxidase
Exons: 1
Coding region: 1-2253 (750 amino acids)
Biological process (GO): cellular response to hydrogen peroxide; hydrogen peroxide catabolic process
Cellular component (GO): cytosol
Molecular function (GO): heme binding; catalase activity
Source: RefSeq, a predicted model, not a curated record
AUGGCUGCAGCUCCCGAGUGCCCUAUUAAGAGAGCCAACGUCGGCGGCGGUGGUACCCGCAACCGCGACUGGUGGCCCAACGAGUUGAAGGUCAACAUCCUUCGCCAGCACACCGGUGUCAACAACCCUCUGAGCAAGGACUUUGACUAUGCUCAGGCAUUUAAGAGCUUGGACUAUGAGGGUCUGAAGAAAGAUCUCCACGCUCUGAUGACAGACUCACAGGAGUGGUGGCCUGCGGAUUUCGGUCAUUAUGGUGGCCUGUUCAUUCGAAUGGCCUGGCACAGUGCUGGCACAUACCGUGUGUAUGAUGGUCGCGGUGGUGGCGGUGACGGUCAGCAGCGUUUUGCUCCUCUCAACAGCUGGCCCGACAAUGUGUCUCUCGACAAGGCCCGCCGCCUCUUGUGGCCCAUCAAGCAGAAGUAUGGCAACAAGAUCUCAUGGUCUGACCUGAUGCUCCUCACUGGCAACGUUGCUCUCGAGUCCAUGGGUUUCAAGCCCUUUGGCUUCGCUGGCGGUCGUCCCGAUACCUGGGAGGCUGAUGAGUCCGUCUACUGGGGCGGUGAGACCACCUGGCUUGGCAACGAUGUCCGUUACUCGAAUGGCAAGGCCGGUCUCACCGGACCUGGCGUCAUUGACGGAGACGAGUCCAAGAAGGAGUACACUGAUAUCCACAAGCGCGAUCUCGAGAAGCCUCUGGCUGCGGCCCACAUGGGUCUGAUCUAUGUGAACCCUGAGGGCCCAGAUGGCAACCCCGACCCGGUUGCUGCUGCCCGUGAUAUCCGCACUACCUUCGGCCGCAUGGCUAUGAAUGACGAGGAGACCGUCGCUCUGAUUGUUGGUGGCCACAGCUUCGGCAAGACCCAUGGUGCUGCUCCUUCCGACAAUGUUGGUGCGGAACCUCAGGGUGCAGACCUCGAAGAGCAGGGCUUUGGCUGGAAGAACAGCCACGGCUCUGGUAAGGGACCGGACACCAUCACUUCUGGUCUCGAGGUCAUCUGGACCAAGACUCCUACCAAGUGGAGCAACAAUUACCUUGAGUACCUGUACAAGUACGACUGGGAGCUCACCAAGUCUCCUGCUGGCGCCAACCAGUGGGUGGCCAAGACCAACGACGAGAUCAUUCCCGACGCAUACGACUCCAACAAGAAGCACAAGCCUACCAUGUUGACCACCGACUUGUCUAUGCGCUACGAUACCGAGUAUGACAAGAUCUCUCGCCGAUUCCUCGAGAACCCCGAGCAACUUCGAGAUGCUUUCGCUCGUGCCUGGUUCAAGCUACUCCACCGUGACAUGGGUCCAAGAACUCGCUGGCUCGGUCCCGAGAUCCCUAAAGAGGUCCUCAUCUGGGAAGACCCUGUCCCUGCCUCCGAGGGCCCUACUAUCGACGACAAGGACGUGGCCGCCCUGAAGAAGGAGAUUCUUGCUGCCGGCAUCGAGCCUACUCAGCUCAUCGCCACUGCUUUCGCUUCUGCCUCCACUUUCCGCGGCAGCGACAAGCGUGGUGGUGCCAACGGCGCUCGCAUUCGUCUUGCUCCUCAGAAGGAUUGGGAGGUUAACAACCCUGCCCAGCUCUCCAAGGUUCUCAGCGCCCUUGAGGGUGUUCAGAAGAAGUCCAGCAAGAAGGUUUCUCUUGCCGAUCUGAUCGUCCUCGGUGGUGUUGCUGCUCUUGAGAAGGCUUCUGGUGCCUCGGUCCCCUUCACUCCUGGCCGUACCGAUGCUACUCAGGAGCAGACCGAUGCCCAGUCCUUCGAGCACCUUGAGCCUUACGUCGACUCUUUCCGCAACUAUGGCAAGGGUACUGACCGCGUCCGUACGGAGCAGUUCCUCAUCGACCGUGCUCACCUUCUGACUUUGACUGCCCCCGAGCUGACUGUCUUGGUCGGUGGUCUGCGUGUCCUCAACCAGAACUGGGACGGUUCGUCCAACGGCGUCUUCACCAAGCGCCCCGGUCAACUCACCAACGACUUCUUUGUCAACCUCCUGGAUACUCGAACACAGUGGAAGGCCACCGACGGCUCAAAAGAGACCUAUGAGGGUGUUGACCGCCAGACCGGCGAGAAGAAGUGGACGGGUACUCGUGCAGACCUUGUCUUCGGCUCGCACGCUGAGCUGCGCGCCAUUGCUGAGAUCUACGGCCAGUCCGACAGCCAAGAGAAGUUUGUUAAGGACUUUAUCGCUGUAUGGGACAAGGUCAUGAACCUUGACCGCUUCGAUCUCAAGACUGCCAGUGGUGCCGCAAAGGCCAGACUGUGA